This is a messenger RNA of Juglans regia (Persian walnut), 1811 nucleotides long. Its product is annotated as shaggy-related protein kinase alpha. The record is from RefSeq and is a predicted model, not a curated record. NCBI's taxonomy places the organism in Eukaryota, Viridiplantae, Streptophyta, Magnoliopsida, Fagales, Juglandaceae. Gene Ontology annotation, molecular function: protein serine/threonine kinase activity; ATP binding. The transcript has 13 exons. Bases 274 to 1503 code for a protein of 409 amino acids. Gene Ontology annotation, biological process: signal transduction; protein phosphorylation. Gene Ontology annotation, cellular component: cytoplasm.
UCUAACUUUGACUGUUACCAGCGCAUUAUAGCACGCACCACAUAAUAAAGCAAACCAUUCAUCUCUCUCUCUCUCUGACAACGCCAGUCCAGAAGAGGAAAACCAACUCAUACACAUCGAAACCUAUGGAUCUAGGCUUCUGAUUCUCCUAAACAUCGUUGUUCAAAAGGGUCUCUGUUGAUGCCUGGAAAUUUCUGGUUCCAUCGGUAAAUGAUUUUUUUAAUCACAGUGAAAAUAGAACGUAAGUAGGAUAUAAGGAAAAUUUUUAAACCAAUGGCUUCGGUGGGCAUAGCUCCUACUUCUGGUUUGAGAGAACCCAGUGGUCAUACUAUCGGUGUUGAUCGGUUGCCCGAGGAGAUGAAUGAUAUGAAAAUCAAGGAUGACAAAGAAAUGGAAGCCACAGUUGUUGAUGGUAAUGGGACAGAGACGGGUCACAUAAUUGUGACGACUAUUGGUGGUAGAAAUGGCCAAUCGAAGCAGACAAUAAGCUAUAUGGCUGAGCGCGUUGUUGGACAUGGAUCAUUUGGAGUUGUGUUCCAAGCAAAGUGCUUAGAGACUGGUGAAACUGUGGCUAUAAAGAAGGUGCUUCAAGACAAGAGAUAUAAAAACCGAGAGCUGCAAACUAUGCGCCUUCUUGACCACCCUAAUGUUGUCUCUUUGAAACAUUGUUUCUUUUCAACAACUGAAAAGGAUGAACUGUACCUUAAUUUGGUACUUGAAUAUGUCCCUGAAACUGUUCAUCGCGUGAUCAAACACUACAACAAAUUGAACCAAAGGAUGCCAUUGAUAUAUGUGAAACUCUAUACGUACCAGAUCUUUAGGGCACUAUCAUAUAUUCAUCGCUGCAUUGGAGUGUGUCAUAGGGACAUUAAACCUCAAAAUCUUUUGGUGAAUCCACAUACACACCAGGUUAAAUUAUGUGACUUCGGAAGUGCGAAAGUCUUGAUAAAAGGGGAACCAAAUAUUUCUUACAUCUGCUCUAGAUAUUAUCGUGCACCAGAGCUUAUAUUUGGAGCCACUGAGUAUACUACAGCUAUUGACAUAUGGUCUGCUGGCUGUGUUCUUGCGGAGCUACUGCUUGGACAGCCUCUGUUUCCUGGGGAGAGUGGAGUUGACCAGCUGGUGGAGAUAAUAAAGAUUCUGGGCACUCCGACAAGGGAGGAAAUCAAAUGCAUGAACCCUAACUAUACAGAGUUCAAAUUCCCUCAGAUUAAAGCUCAUCCAUGGCAUAAGAUAUUCCACAAGCGUAUGCCCCCAGAAGCUGUUGAUCUGGUUUCAAGACUACUGCAGUACUCCCCGAACCUACGAUGCGCAGCUCUGGAUGCCUUGAUACAUCCCUUUUUUGAUGAGCUUCGUGAUCCAAACAGUCGCUUGCCAAAUGGACGUUUCCUCCCACCUUUAUUCAACUUUAAAUCACAUGAAUUGAAGGGGGUACCGGUUGAGAUUUUGGUGAGAUUGAUCCCAGAGCAUGCAAGAAAGCAAUGCCCCUUUGUUGGUUUGUGAUUUGAUGUGAAUUGUAAUGAACCCGCAAUAGUGUUGUCCCUAUAUGGAAGCAAUGAAUGAAUGUAAUGUGUUCCUUCUAUUUAUGCCAUUUGUUCUCCUUUCCUUCAAUGUAUCUUUUGUUGUAUCACCUUGUUUUGUAAAAGCAGAUCUAGAGAUAUGCCACGCAUCUUGCCCAAACCCCUCGAUGGGUCAUGUUCUGAUUACCCUGUUCCUGUAUCGUCUCAGCUUGUAACCUCACAUAGAAGACAAACAUCAGCACUAUUUAAAUGUUUUUUACUGUAUUGGUAUUUCUAGAACACAUCUGCAUA